Monoraphidium neglectum is the source of this 648-nucleotide messenger RNA. RefSeq lists its product as hypothetical. The transcript has 4 exons. Bases 1 to 648 code for a protein of 215 amino acids. Gene Ontology annotation, biological process: carbohydrate metabolic process. The record is from RefSeq and is a predicted model, not a curated record. Lineage: Eukaryota; Viridiplantae; Chlorophyta; Chlorophyceae; Sphaeropleales; Selenastraceae. Gene Ontology annotation, molecular function: hydrolase activity, hydrolyzing O-glycosyl compounds.
AUGGCCAAGUACGGCCAGAACAAGGAGGCACACGCCUGCUGGGCCCGCAGCCAGCUGCAGUACAUGCUCGGCACCAGCGACAAGAACGACAUAUCUUAUGUCAUCGGCUACGGCGCGAACCAGGGCGCGACGCGCCCGCACCACCGCGGCGCUGCGUGCGCGCGCGAGUACGCGGGGCCGACCAAGAUGUGGAACAACGGCACCUGCUCUGCCGGCGAGAAGGACGCGACCGCCAGCCCCUGCUGUGACGUGGACAACUUCCUCGCUGACAAGGACAGCCCCAUCAUGCUCAAGGGCGCGCUGGUGGGCGGACCCGACCAGAACGAUGACUACCCCAACAUCCGCAAUGACUACAAGCGCUCAGAGGUCGCCCUGGACUACCAGGCCGGCUUCACCGGUGCUGCCGCCGGCCUGGCGUCGUUCCAGCGCGCAGGGGUGCUGUCCAAGUGCAGCUCCGCGGCCGCCAUGGUGAAGUGCAACAAGGUCAAAGACUACAGCUUCUGCGGCGGAAUCGGGGACAUGUGCCCCGCCGAGAUGGGCGGCAAGUGCGGCGACAAGCCGUGGGCCGGGUACUGCUGCGCGGCCGGUCAGAUGUGUGUCCGCAAGAACCAGUACGCCUGGAUGUGCGUCGGCGCUGUGCCCCAGUGA